Liolophura sinensis is the source of this 1662-nucleotide messenger RNA. RefSeq names its product metalloendopeptidase OMA1, mitochondrial-like. The coding region runs from base 161 to 1594 and encodes 477 amino acids. Gene Ontology annotation, cellular component: mitochondrial inner membrane. NCBI's taxonomy places the organism in Eukaryota, Metazoa, Mollusca, Polyplacophora, Chitonida, Chitonidae. The transcript has 8 exons. Gene Ontology annotation, molecular function: metalloendopeptidase activity. Gene Ontology annotation, biological process: mitochondrial protein processing; protein quality control for misfolded or incompletely synthesized proteins. The record is from RefSeq and is a predicted model, not a curated record.
GACGCAGUGAUAACGAAACCGCGUGGACAGAGCUCACGAGUGAAUGUCAAACAAAUCUGGUCGACCAACGAUGAAAUCUGUCAAGAAACGUGUUUAGUGAGCAGUUAGUUUGUGUCUGGCAACUAUCACAGGGGUGUCUUAUCCGGUUUGUGGUAAAAACAUGGCAACUGCUGUUUAUUUUUCUGGACGAUCGUGUUUGCAACGUUUUUUAUCGCACAGAACUUGUAACACCAGCAUUACUUGUGCAAGACUUGUAAGAAGAAAAAGUGCCUGUCAAACGACACAAACUGUUAGAAUUUAUCACCGUCCUUGCAACUUUGAAAACUAUCGGCCCUACCUUCAAAGACGUUCGUAUUCAUCUCUUGUCUCGAAAACAUGCCCAGUUUUUUGUCAUCUUCGAAACCCCAGAGCACCUUGUGUUGGGGGAUUGUGUAUAGGCUUCCCUGGGGACAGAACGCAGAGGUUUCGUCCCUUCCGCACCACCCCACGGGCAUACAUUCCUCCCUUCAUCUGGGUAUUUCUGCAACCAGUUGCCAAGUUAACGGCUUUACUCACAGGCCGAUCUUUUCGGAAAUGGCACAAAAUGCUACCAGAACACAAGAAAAUCUUAACGUGGGCUAAUGUCAGAAAGCACUGGUACUGGCUGGUGUUUGCUGGUCUGGCGUGCUCGGGGUUGAUAUAUGCCUACUACCUGAGUCAUCUACAGGAAACACCAGUCACGCACAGAAUCCGCUUCAUUGUUGUCACCGAUGAACAGUUCAUCAAAAUAGCACAGCACCAAGCAGAGACAUUUGUGCAGAAGUAUGCUGAUAUAUGCUUGCCAACCUCGCACCCAUAUUACAAAAGCGUUGUGGAGAUCACCAGGCGAUUGGUGUCCAGCAACCAUGAUUUCCCGCGGAUCAAGGAGCGCACGUGGACCGUCAACAUCGUGGAUGAUCCGGAGAGAAAUGCAUUUGUGUUACCUACAGGUCACAUUUUCGUGUUCACGGGCCUGAUAAAGACGACAGAUAAUGAAGAUCAGCUGGCCGCUGUGAUCGGACAUGAGCUGGCCCAUGCUCUUCUCUCACACGCUGCUGAACAACUAAGCUUUGCCCAACUUGUGGACUGGAUGAUCAUUGCUGUAAUGGCUGCUAUCUGGGCCGUCAUGCCUACUGACGGAAUUGCCGUAGUCACACAGUGGUUCUACAAUAAAGUGGUGGAUUUCACCCUUCAUCUGCCUUACAGCAGGAAGCUAGAGUCAGAAGCUGAUAAAGUAGGACUUCAGCUGUGUGCUAAGGCGUGUUUUGACGUGCGAGAAAGCUCUGCCUUUUGGACCAUCAUGGACUGCCUGGCUCGUCUGGAGGGGGCCAAGACUCCGGAGUGGCUGUCCACACACCCCGCCAACGACACACGUGUUAAGCACCUCGACUUCAUCAUGCCCAAGAUGAUAGAGCAGAGGGCUGCAUGCUCCUGUCCACAACUCCCAGCCCUUGACCCACGGGACAGAGUUUUACCAGUAAAGAAAAAGACAGACUCGGUUGUGAGGGCAUUGCAGACAGGAGUGAACCUACAGCAGGUGCAUGUGGUUAAGCCCAGGACCCCUCAGUCAGCUUAACAUGUGUCGGACAGCUAUGUAGACCGUCAAUAUUCCCCGCUCUAAUAAUCUGUGGAUGGCAGAUGACA